AUGAGUAGCGAUACCCGCCCAGCCCCGGCGGCUACCAACCGAUCGAAACGCCGUUUGAUCGACCCUGAAGACGAUGCCCGUCAGCACCCGGCUACGGAAGACUCGUCUGCGAACCCCAAGCGACAGCGUGUUUCCCGGGCCUGCGACAGCUGUCGCUCCAAGAAGGACAAGUGCGAUGGUGUCCAGCCGGUGUGUUCCACCUGCGCGUCGCUCUCCCGGCCCUGCACCUACAAAGCCAACCCUAAAAAACGAGGCCUUCCCACGGGAUACAUUCGCACAAUUGAGUUACUAUGGGGCCUCGUGUUUUGCAAAAUACAGGGGAGUGAAGAGGUGGUGCGGGCUCUGUUAAAACAAGCCAAUAUGCCGAGUCACUUGGCAACAAUGGGUAAGGAGGCCGAAGGAUCCGACACCCUGUUGUCCUCGUGGAAGAACAGCGUUGUCCUACGAGAUAUUGAGAAAAUGCUGCUCUUCCUGGAGCAACCAGAAGAAGAACAGAACCGCGCCGCCGAAAACGAGUCUCCUGCAGACGCGGAAGGCAGUAGUGUUCUCUCAGCUGAUACGCUGGAGUGGCACAUGCCUGAAUCCACGGCCGAUGGACGAGAACAUUCGACGGCCUCUGGGUUCUCUCCGGUGAAAACACCGUCUGCAGCGUCAACUGCAAGACACCAUGCCCCACGUCCAAUGCGAGAUUCGGCAAUUCAGACAACACUUGUUGAUGCGAUACCCCCUUUACUCCCUCCCUCCGCACAGACGACCGAAACCCACUUCAAACUUCCGGCAAACACAUGGCCCUUACUUGACAUAUAUUUCUCCUACACGCAAUGCUGGUUUCCCAUCCUCGAGAAGCAUGAUAUUCUACGUACCGCUUUUCGCCUCUCAGAAGACGAUACCGCGAUCUCACCACUGUCAGCUGGAUCUGGCGAUUAUGCAGCCUUGUGGGCGAUUUUGACUUUGGCUUCCUUCCAGGAGGCAUCAAUAGCUAUAAUUCGCCAGCUUCCACGCACAGCUGGUGAUCACUCAAACCCUAACCAGUUAUAUACAACUACGAUAAAGCUCAUCCCGACGGAGGACGGUGUCUACGAAAUGGGCCACGUCCAAGCCCUUCUGAUCCUGUCGCUUGUCAAGAUCGGCCAGCAGGACUGGCCCGCAGCAUGGCGACUGGUCGGCCGAGCCAUUCGGAUCUUCCAGUGUCUGGGAUUGGACCUAUCAUCCCCAGCGACAUCGAAUGGGGGUGGGACUGGACCCGGCCGAACAAAGCAUGCUUUUCUGGGCUGUUUUGUGCUGGAAACUUUGGUUGCGGUGCGUACUGGCCAUCUCCCGUCUCUGCGGAAAGAAUGUCUGUCCGAGGUCGGUGCGAUUAACGAGGAUGGCCUGGAAGAAUGGCAUCCUUGGGAGGACCAGACUGGUCUUCGCGCAGUUGAACAAGGGCGCGGUUCUUUCCACCGUGGACCACUCCACGCGCUGAGUACAUUCAACCGGUUGGUGUCAUUGAUGUGCAUCAUAAACGACUUUUGCUGUUUGACGUGGAACUCCAUCACGACACCACAGUUAGGGUCGCUUCAACGCCAGCUCCAACUCUGGGUCACAGCGUUACCGAAAAGCUACCGAAUAGACCUUCAAGGAAACAUGAACAAACCAGCGUCGCCGCACAUUUUCGGGCUAGAAAUGAUGUAUGAGAGCGCCGUGGUCAUCUUGAGCCGAGAGAUCGCAGCGAGGAACGAAGGGGAAAGCGGCAUCGCCCACAAACAGGGCAUGAUCGAAGGCUCCAAGAGGUUACUCAUGCUGGUACAAAGAUAUAUGGAGACGUACAGUCUGUCGGCAACGUGUCCGACCUUUGGGGCUCUCCUCACACUUGCGAUACAAACAAGAGAAAGCAUCUCCGACGUCGAGCCUGGACUCAAGCAGAAGCUGCAGUCUUUUUCUUCCCAUCUUAGUACCGUCUGGUCUACACAGGAGAAUCUUGGUGGGGAUUUGAGCUCUGAAGGGCCGAUUCCUCGUGCAUCCGCUCCUCCGGCGCCUCGCCCGAGCCUGUCCACAUUCGACUCACCCGCGAGCUCAUUUCUUCCAUCCGCGUCUAGUAGAGAAGGGGCUAUGCGACGAACAAGCGCACUGGAUGAAGGGCGGUCCGGCUUUCCGGCACCGGAUUCCUUCUUGUCCAAUCCAUGGAUGAGAUCAGCUCCUAGCAUGGAUGAUAAUGCUGGCCUAUCCUUACCUACCCCUACCCCGUCCAUCAAUAUCAGCCGCACAACCGAUGCAUCGCGAACGCCACACCGACAUCGACCUUCUCUCUCCGCUACAAAACCGAUGAACGCACCUCCCAUGAUUCCCGACUUAACAUCACCCUUUCCUCCCACCGCACCUCAUUACCAGACUCCUUACAACGACCCGAAUCUAAACCUGGGGUCAUUCGUUGACAUGGACGCUUACGGCCCUCUACAUCGGCCGCGAAUCGCACCAGACCUGGACGCCCUGUUUGACGAGCUGGCGUCAUUAGACGGCACCGAGAAGGCCGACAACCAACCCGAGUUUAUGCAAAACUUGGGCUUCGUCCCGGACGCCGGCAUCCCCGAGCUAUAUUCCUACGCGAGCCAGGUGGAGCCGUUCCUGCUGGCGCAGACACAACCGCUCCCGCAUGAAGCGGGUGGAGCACAAGAGGGCGACAGUCAGUCGACGAGACGAUGA
This is a messenger RNA of Aspergillus terreus NIH2624, 2682 nucleotides long. RefSeq names its product putative C6 transcription factor QutA. Bases 1 to 2682 code for a protein of 893 amino acids. Gene Ontology annotation, biological process: positive regulation of transcription by RNA polymerase II; DNA-templated transcription. The record is from RefSeq and is a predicted model, not a curated record. The transcript has 2 exons. Lineage: Eukaryota; Fungi; Ascomycota; Eurotiomycetes; Eurotiales; Aspergillaceae. Gene Ontology annotation, molecular function: DNA-binding transcription factor activity, RNA polymerase II-specific; zinc ion binding; DNA binding.